CUCUCAUACCCCUGCCAGCAUCACUUAAAUCUUGGCCUUCUCGCCGUCUUUGACUGAUCUAAUUACCAAGGUCUUGCCGCUAUGGCUUCUGCAGAGCUGCUAGCACAGAUUCAAGCUGGCAAGAGACUGAAGAAGGCAGUCACCAAUGACCGGAGUGCCCCCGCUAUUGAAACUCCCAAAGGAGGUGGAGGAGGAAGAGCAGGGAUUGGUGCCCCAUCUAUCCCAGUGGGUGCGUUUGCAUCCGCUGGAGCAGGUCCUCCACAACUUGGUGGUUUGUUUGCGGGUGGCAUGCCCAAGUUGAAGCCAGCUGGCCAGAGUACAAAUGGGAAGCCUCCUGCGUUGGGCAAACCCCCGUCUAUACCAAGGCGCGAAACCCCAUCUGCGCCUGCUGCUGCGCCCCCACCUCCACCCAACCGGCCUUCCCCAGCCAGACCCCCUCCACCUGCCGCACCCCCUGCGCCUCCUGCACGAGUUGCACCCAGUCUACCUGCACGGUCGGCACCUACUCUUCCUAGUGCUCCCUCAGCCCCAGCUCCUCCGCCGCGUAAAGUACCUGCGCCUCCUCCGCGAGCUGGGACUGCCUCGACCCCUCCUGCUAUCCCACCUCGAACUGCUUCUCCAUCCACCUUCACAAGGAGCGCUCCCGAGCCCCCUCCGCGACCUAGCUCUGCUUUACCAGGCCGCAGAGUACCCGCUCCCCCUACCGCCUCUGGGAGGGCACCCCCGCCUCCGCCGCCCCCGCGACCUUCUUCCGUAGGAGUACACCGCACAGAAAGCGGACCGGCAUCGUCUCCCGCGCGUGCGGUCCCGCCUCCUCCGCCUGCGCGCAAGUCGACUCUCGCUCCUCCCCCUCCUCCUGCUCGCCCAAGAGCAAGUUCGGACGCUGGUGCCCCUCCUGCACCUUCCAUUGCCCCACCGCCACCAAGCAGGCGGGCUCCUGCGGCACCGGCGGCGCCUCCUCCUGCUCCUCCGCGACAAGCCUCUCCCUCGCCCGCGCCUUCGGCAGGGUCCUCGCCCCGUCAUAGCCCGGUACCGACCGCACCUCCCCCGCCCCCGCCAGGUCCGUCACCCGCGCGCACACGCACAACGUCCGGGUCGAAUCUUCGCCCUACGUCGCUUCCGCCGUCGCGUGUACCAUCGGGUCUGAUGCCGAAGCUGAACGGUGCCUCGGAACAGCGCAGAAAGAUACCCACGCCGCCGCCCAACGUUGGCGCACACACUUUCAUUGUGUCGGGGUUCCCGCCUCCACGUCCGUUCACACCGAGCGUGAAGAAGUACGCCGGGGGACGACAGAAGGGGAGCAACUUUGAUUUAGGAACACUCUGAGGCGCUGCGGACAGAUUGAUCGCUGUGGAAACGCCACGUAUAUUAUAUACCGUAUUUCGAAGUCACCUAUGUCAUGCGACGCUGAGAAGGGGCGGAAUGAGGCCUGGUGUGACAAUCUAGCGCAGAAUGUCCGCGCAAAGACCGAUGGAGGGGCACCACAAGCCAGGGCGCCGUGUGUCAGAAGCCGCGGAGGAUGCGAACAUAGCGCGGCUCGGAGACUUGUGUGUCACAUAGACGAGCGACGACGAGACGUGGCGACCGGAUGAGGCAGGGAUCAGUUGGCACCCAGGAGAGGCUCGGCUUAUGAUGAUCGGGCUUAGAAAGUGCAUCGCAUAUAAAAGCUCGGCGUGACACGUCGACACGCGCCUUCUCUACUAUAAACCGCCCGCGGUCGCGCUCCGCUCGACUCUAUCC
Dichomitus squalens LYAD-421 SS1 is the source of this 1740-nucleotide messenger RNA. RefSeq lists its product as uncharacterized. Gene Ontology annotation, molecular function: actin binding. The record is from RefSeq and is a predicted model, not a curated record. The transcript is spliced from 3 exons. The coding region runs from base 82 to 1326 and encodes 414 amino acids. Lineage: Eukaryota; Fungi; Basidiomycota; Agaricomycetes; Polyporales; Polyporaceae.